This is a messenger RNA of Drosophila busckii, 1060 nucleotides long. Its product is annotated as trichohyalin. The coding region runs from base 103 to 1044 and encodes 313 amino acids. NCBI's taxonomy places the organism in Eukaryota, Metazoa, Arthropoda, Insecta, Diptera, Drosophilidae. The record is from RefSeq and is a predicted model, not a curated record. The transcript has a single exon.
CAACAUAAACGAAACUCAGUUACUCGCUCUUAGUUACAAUAAAAUUUUGAGUGCGUUAGGCAGACAUUAAUUAGAGUAUUAGUAUUAGUUAGUGAAGCCACAAUGGGUGAUUUGACGACUUUGGUGGAUUCGCAAGAUAAAAUAUUGGAGCGUUUGGGCGACUGCGAUAAGCAGCGCGUGAGUCACAUGGACUUGCUGAGUCAUCGUGUGAGAUGCCACAAGAUUGAAAUCUUUCACUAUGACGACGAGGUGAGCUUUACGCCCGAUGAGGAAGAGGAAGAGGCCACAGGCACGCUGCUGUCCGGCGGGGAUCAUACGGACGAUGAGGAGCGUGCGCUGCAGUUUGCCAAUGAGUUGGACUGUCUAGUGCGACGCAUUGAGCAAAUGCAAUUGUUGAUCAGAGAGCGUCAACAGGCGGAGCAGCAGUCGCUGCAAGAGCAAGAGGAAGAGGAAGAAGCUGAGAGCGAGGACGAGGGCGAGGCCGAGUCCGAGGAGCUGGCAGUGCAGCUGCCUAGCGAUCUCAGCGAAUCGGCGCAGCUUGAGGUGCGAAAUCUGCUGCACGCUCAGCAUCGCCUGCAAUGCGAGAUUGAUGAAAUGAUCUGCAGCUAUAAUCAAACGCGUCGUUUGCUGCAAUCGCUGCGCACGUCCAUGUGCCAGGAGAAUCAUCGACUGCGCCAGCUCAGCCAGUCGAUCCAAGUGCAUCUCGAGUGGUCUCAGCAGGUCACCGCCGAAAUGGGCAGCUGCAAGCAGCGCUAUCUGCAUCUCCUCGACAAGAAGUUGGCCAAGUCCGAGGCCGAGCGCGUCAUACGCGCUCACAUCUCCAAAGCGCUGCGGCGCCAGCGUCAGUUUCUGUCGCAGCCUCAGCUGCAGUUCGAGCUGCGCGAGUUUCGUCUCGAGCUGGCCGAGCUCAUGGAGUACGCGCAGGACUUGCGCGUCGAGAUGCAGCGCCGCCUGAAGAUCUAUGAGCGCGAGAUGCGCGCACGCGCCGCCAAACGCAGCAAGAAAACAAAACCAGUGCGCAGCUGUUGCUCCAACAAAACUUAAUAAAAACAAAUCUAAG